UCUCUGUGUCUCUGUCUCUGUCUCUGUGUGUCUGUCUGUGUGUGUGUCUCCGGCGGACAUGUUCUGGAGAUGAGGCUCAGAAAUGUCUCCUUCCUGACGCUGCUGUUGUUCGGGCUGCUCUCAGUCUCCUGGUACACCGCCUUCAGCAGCUCCAGAGGAGAUGUGGUGGACAUCUACCAGCGGGAGUUCCUGGCGUUGAGGGAGCGUCUGCACUCGGCGGAGCAGGAGAACCUGCGGCGCUCCAAGGAGCUGAACCUGGUUCUGGAGGAGAUCAAACGAGCCAUCGCUGAGAAACAAGCGCUGAGAGACAUCAACCGCACCUGGAGCAGCCUCUCAGAGGAGACCAGACUGAGGUUGUGGAAUGUCAGCAGCAGUAAAAACGUCCUUCAGCUUCCGUCCAUCUUCCAUCAUCUUCCUCACCUGCUGAACAGAGACGACAGUCUUCAGCCGUCUGUCCACCUGGGACAGGGACGCACCGGGGUCUCCAUGGUGAUGGGCGUGCCCAGUGUGAAGAGGGAGGUGCACUCGUACCUGACGGACACACUCAGCUCCCUGAUGUCAGAGCUCAGCGCGGCCGAGAAAGACGACUGUGUCAUCGUCGUCCUCAUCGCUGAGGCUGACCCUCAGUCCGCCACCAGUGUAGCAGACAACCUAAAGCGCCUUUUCCCAGCAGAGAUUCAGUCAGGUCUGUUAGAGGUCUCUCCGUCCGUUCACUUUUAUCCAGACUUCUCACAACUCCAGAGUCGCUUGGAGAUCCAAAGAGAGAGGCUGAGGUGGAGGACGAAGCAGAACCUGGAUUACUGUUUCCUGAUGAUGUACGCUCAGGCCAAAGGAACUUACUACGUCCAGUUGGAGGAUGACAUCGUCGCUCGUCCGAACUACUUCACCACGAUGAAGAACUUUGCGCUGCAGCAGCCGUCGGAGGAGUGGAUGAUCCUGGAGUUCUCUCAGCUCGGCUUCAUCGGUAAGAUGUUUAAGUCGUUGGACUUGUCCCUCAUCGUGGAGUUCAUGCUCAUGUUCUACAAAGACAAACCCAUCGACUGGCUGCUCGAUCACAUCAUGUGGGUCAAAGUGUGUAACCCGGAGAAGAACGCGAAACACUGCGAUCGACAGAAAGCAAACCUGAGGAUUCGCUUCAAACCGUCUCUUUUCCAACACGUGGGAACACACUCGUCUCUGGCCGGGAAAAUACAGAAGCUGAAGGAUAAGGACUUUGGGAAGCAGACGCUGCACAAAGGUCACGCUAACCCUCUGGCCGAGGUGACGACCAGUCUGAAGACGUACCAGCACUUCACUCUGGAGAAGGCGUACCUGGGCGAGGACUUCUUCUGGGCCUUCACGCCGGUGGCGGGCGACUUCAUACGCAUACGGUUCUUCACGCCCGUUCGCAUCGAGAGGUUUUUCUUCCGGAGUGGAAACAUCGAGCAUCCGGGAGACAAACUCUACAACACGUCAGUGGAAGUUCUGCCGUUUGACAAUAUUCAAGCAAACAAAGAGGCCUUGACAGACGGGAGAGAGAAGACACCAAAGUACCAGAGGACAGAGGACGGUUUCAUCAGAAUAGGAAAGUUCCAGAACGGCAUUGCAGAGGGUGAAGUGGACGCCAUGUUCGGUCCGCUGGAGGCCAUGCGUCUCUCUGUGAUCACGGACUCUCCGGUGUGGGUGAUCCUCAGUGAGAUCUUCAUAAAGAAAGCAGAGUGAAGCUCCGCCCCCUCCCCCCCACCCUCAGCGUUACCUCAGAAACCUGCGAGCGGUCAGCUGACCGCGCUGACCCGAGCGAGCUCGCCGUGGUGCCACAGCGCCCCCGUGUGUCUGCACCUGGUCCCUGCAGCGCUGAACACACCAGAGACUGAGUCACAGGGAACUGAUGAUGAAGAUGAUGAAGAUGAUGUAAUUACUCUGCUGAACAUGUGUAUUUAUGUGUACAUACAGUAAAAGUACAUGUUGAAAACACUGGUGAUCACAGGGGGCGCCGGAGAGUCCUCUGAUGAUGAUGAUGAUGAUGAUGAAGAAACUGCUGCUUCCAAAUGAACGGU
Solea senegalensis (Senegalese sole) is the source of this 2036-nucleotide messenger RNA. It is a transcript of the gene mgat4b, whose product is annotated as alpha-1,3-mannosyl-glycoprotein 4-beta-N-acetylglucosaminyltransferase B. Bases 70 to 1701 code for a protein of 543 amino acids. Gene Ontology annotation, cellular component: Golgi stack; endoplasmic reticulum-Golgi intermediate compartment; endoplasmic reticulum. The transcript has 16 exons. Gene Ontology annotation, molecular function: acetylglucosaminyltransferase activity. The record is from RefSeq and is a predicted model, not a curated record. Gene Ontology annotation, biological process: protein N-linked glycosylation. NCBI's taxonomy places the organism in Eukaryota, Metazoa, Chordata, Actinopteri, Pleuronectiformes, Soleidae.